Cordyceps fumosorosea ARSEF 2679 is the source of this 2397-nucleotide messenger RNA. Its product is annotated as Serine/threonine-protein kinase-like domain protein. NCBI's taxonomy places the organism in Eukaryota, Fungi, Ascomycota, Sordariomycetes, Hypocreales, Cordycipitaceae. Bases 1 to 2397 code for a protein of 798 amino acids. Gene Ontology annotation, biological process: protein phosphorylation; intracellular signal transduction. Gene Ontology annotation, molecular function: ATP binding; protein serine/threonine kinase activity. The record is from RefSeq and is a predicted model, not a curated record. The transcript is spliced from 3 exons.
AUGACUGACGCCAAAUCCGAAGCUGCACGAACUGCUACCAACGGCGGCGCCCCCGCCCGCCCCGACGCCGCACAGGAGCAACAGCGGCAAUCGCCUGCUCAAGAUGCCGACCGCGAUAAUAAAGACUCCAAUGCGGCCGGCAUUUCAACGCCCGCUGUGCGAUUCUCGUCCGCCGUCCAGGAAUUUUCUCCGGUCCUAGACGACGCCCCAGCUGCUUCUCCCGACGCCCCCGCCGAGUCGCCAGAGGUCACCCCGGACCAACUCAGGGCCUUCACCAAGUCGCUUCAUGGGCCGCUGUUGCAGGAGCGUCGCCUGAAUACAUAUCAAUUCGAAGCAUUUUCCCUCCCGCCGUCUCGGGUUCCCUCUCGCGAUGAAGACUCCCCCGACUCAACGCGCCUUCAUACCCCCGUGUCCUCCAGCUACCAGUCGCCUCAUGGCAGCCCUCGUAUCUCAGCACUGGCCUCACCGCCUCUCACGCCCGCGGGCUCGGCUGGUGAACGACGAGCCAGAGACAAGCGCCCCGUCGGCGCAACCGGCAGCGACUCGCACAUGAUUACUCCGCUACCAUCCUCAUCCCAGGAAGCUAUCCCACAGGAGCGAGGCCCAUUGGUUCACCGACCAGUCUCCGACCAUGCUGGUCUGCGUCGCUCUUCGUCCGUCGAGGAGCGGCUCGGCGACCCCCGCAGCCACCGCAAGGGCAUGUUCAGCGUUGGCGGCGGUUCUGUCCCCGUCUCCCGCGAGUCCAGUCCUUCUCGCAGCGCUGCCUCCAACUUUUACUCCAAGCCUGCCACCCCAAUCGGUGACCUCAACGACCCAUACGCAAAGAACCGACGCCCACCGCUCCAAUCCCACCCCAGUCGUGCCUCCAUCGACCCGCGCUUUGUUUUUUCAAAGAAGAAGAAGCACGGCUCUCCUGGUGGCUCCCGCUCCAGCUUGGCCGGCUCUGGAGCCUUUAGCAGCACCAAAGACGAUUCCAGCGAUGGAGGCUCAGGCCAUGGACAUGGCCACGGCCACCACCAUGGUCACGGCUCCAUGGCCGACUUGAAGCGCUUCUUCCGAAAAUCGGGAAGCCACAAGAAGCGUGAAUCCUCGCCCGCCCCGGCCAAGCCCAAGGCCCACACGCCACCGAGCAGUUCGCGUAGUUCUCAGCUGGUACCUUUUGCUGAUGAUCACGGACUCUCCUCAAAAUACGGCAAGCUGGGCAAGGUGCUUGGAGCUGGCGCUGGUGGCUCCGUCCGUCUCAUGCGCCGCAAAGAGGAUGGCACUGUAUUUGCCGUCAAGGAGUUUCGGGCUCGCCACACCUACGAGUCUGAAAAGGAGUAUGCCAAAAAGGUGACGGCCGAAUUUUGCGUCGGUUCCACCCUCCACCACGGCAACAUUAUCGAGACACUCGAUAUUCUUCAAGAAAAGGGUCGCUGGUUCGAAGUAAUGGAGUACGGGCCCUACGAUCUAUUCGCCAUCGUCAUGACCGGCAGAAUGACGCGCGAGGAAGUCAGCUGCUGCUUCCUGCAGAUCCUCAACGGUGUGACGUAUCUACACAGUUUGGGUCUGGCCCACCGCGAUCUCAAACUCGACAACGUCGUGGUUAGCGAAAAAGGCAUCAUGAAAAUUAUCGACUUUGGCAGCGCUCAUGUGUUCAAGUAUCCAUUUGAGACGGAAAUCGUUCGAGCUAAAGGCAUUGUUGGAUCUGACCCAUAUCUCGCCCCCGAAGUAUACGACCAGAAGGAGUAUGACGCGGCUGCGGUUGAUAUUUGGUCGCUGGCGAUCAUUUACUGUUGCAUGAGCUUGCGUCGGUUCCCCUGGAAGCUACCGCGCCUGACGGACAACUCUUUCAAGCUGUUCGCCUCGGAGCCGACGCCUGGUCAUGAUCCCAAGAAGCUGAUUGUGGCCGCACCGUCGACAACUACCUCGUCUGCCAACCUCUCUGCUCUAUCUACUCGCGAAGCCGAGCAGCGCUCUAAGAGCCAGACUGAGACAAGGGAAAGUGGCACAACCAACUCGAGCGACUCGAAACCGGUCGAACUCAAGCACGAGCCCAAGCACAACGAGCAACCAGAGCACCAAGAGCACCAAGAGAAGCACGAGAAGCACGAGAAGCACGAGGAGAAGCACGAGGAGAAGCACGAGACAAAACCAGAGGCCAAGCCCCAGGAAGGCGAGAAGAAGGAGAUUAUCAGAGGUCCUUGGCGCAUCCUGCGACUUCUGCCUCGAUACAGCCGUCACGUCAUCCACCGCAUGCUGGAGCUUGACCCCAAGAAGCGUGCCAAGAUGGAAGAGAUCUUGGAGGACCCCUGGGUGGCUGACACCGUCAUAUGCCAGCAGCUGGAGAAUGGUGAAGUGCUUGCGGCUGAGGAUCAUGUGCACGUACUUGAGCCGCCCAACAACCCGAGCUCCUAG